GAAAAAAUCAUUGACAAGAGUUUGAAGUUUGUGCAUAAAGGCCGAUGUGCAGAAUACAAACAAAACUAUAAUUUAACUAGGCCUACUAUCCAAGUUUUAACGAUCGAUGGUGGUAGGUAGUAUUUAUUUUGUUUGAUACAUACGGUGAAAAUAUUUUAGACUAGAAUAACCAUUGAGGUAAUCCUCCAUAGGUAAUUCUAGGAAAAGUAUCCUUUUUGGUCAUGAUAUUUGUCUGUAAAUAAGCCAGAAAGGCAAUAGACAUGAACUUUGUUGGGAUGCCUAGACCGGAUGCACUCAGCUGGUCUAGGGUACAAGCGAUCCAGAGAAACUUUACUGGACACACAGCACACCAAUGAGACAGCAGGAAUUGCGGUGGAGACGUAUUUUACACAGAAUAUGAGACAAGUUACAUGUUAGGAGAUAGAUUCACUGUAAUAAGGAAGCCAAACAAAUGUUUGAAAACAGUUUGGAAAUUACAGACUUAUUAAUCUACACACAUGAGAAAUGGUGCAAGUGUUCAAAGCAAUGUUGCUGCCAAAAGUUAUGGUGAUGGGGGUUAAUAGCACAUGUUAACCCACAGGUGUAAAAUGUUCUAUUACCUUGUACAGGUUUGUGUACUAAAACUGGACUUUUGAGAACAAACAACAAGAAUAAAAAUAAGAAUUUUAUUCUGCCAGAAAAUAUUCCACACAAAUACAUUGGCACGUCAAUACAAUGUUACAACUUUUGUAAUACAAUGAACAUUCUAAAAGUCUUGCUUCGUCCACACUGUUGAGAUGUACUCUUCCACUGAAUAGAAUGAUCUUUUACAUAGAAAAUAAUUUAGUUUAGCUUUAAAUUCCAUAUCACUUAGCAUCCUUAUAUCUAAUGGUUACGUACUGUAUAGUCUAAUAGCCAACACACAUAGGUGAGAAACAGUGCUAUUUUUCUAACUACACAUGUAACAUGAUUUUUGUUCCCUGUGUAGACGUAUUUAUUACAAGUGAGGAUAUGUGAAUUUUAAUAACAUGAAAACCCUCUGGCCAGGAAAUUCUGUUCUCUGUGAAGUUAUGUAUGCACUAAAAGUUUGUUUUUAAGAAUAAAAUUAAGUGCACUGUAAGAGGCAUUUUGAUGUCAUUUGAUGGUUUACGUAUGUGAAGAACCACUUGAUUAUUCUCUGUAAAGCUUUAUAUGUAACCAUUAAAAUAUGUCAACUCAUACAGAUGAAAACCCUUUUAAAUGUUCCCUGUGCAGCUAUGCAGGCACCCAAAGUGUGUAUUUGAAAAGGCAUAUGUUGACUCACACAGAUGAGAAACCGUUUAAGUGCUCCCUGUGCAGCUUUAAAUGUACUAGAAGUGGAAAUUUACGAAGUCAUAUACUAAAACACAUGGGUGAAAAACCAUUUAAGUGUUCCUUGUGCAGCUAUGCAGGCACUCAACGUUCGUGUUUAAGAAGGCAUAUGUUGACUCACGUAGAUAAUAAACCAUUUAACUGUUCCAUGUGUAGCUAUAAGUGUAUUAGAAGUGAGAAUUUAAAAAAUCAUAUGUUAAAUCACACAGAUGAAAAACCAUUUAAGUGUUCCCUGUGCAGUUACGCAAGCACGCAAAAAAAGAAUUUAAAAACUCAUAUGUUAAGUCACACAGGUGAGAAACCAUAUAAGUGUUCAUUUUGCAGCUAUGAGUGUUCUACAAGUAUGCGUUUAAGAGGUCAUAUGUUAACUCACACAGGUGAGAAACCAUUUAAGUGUUCCCUGUGUAGCUAUGUAUGUACCACCAGUUGGCUGCUUAAGAGACAUAUGUUAACACACACAGGUGAAAAGCCAUUUAAGUGUUCACUUUGCAGCCACGCUUGUACUACAAAUGGUGAUUUAAGAAUCCAUAUAUUAACUCACACAGGUGAAAAACCAUAUCAGUGUACCGUGUGCAGCUAUAAGUGUACUAAAAGUGGGAGUUUAAAAAUUCAUAUGUUAAAUCACAUGGGUGAAAAACCUUAUAAGUGUUCCCUGUGUGAUUAUAAGUGUACUGUAAGUGGUAAUUUAAAAACUCAUAUGUUUAUUCACACAGGUGAAAAACCUUAUAAGUGUUCCCUGUGCACUUUUAAGUGUACUAGAAGUGGGGGUUUAAAAAGCCAUUAUGUUAAAUCACAUGGAUAAAAAGCAUUACAUAUGAAAAACGUUUCAAAACACGUUUUCUCACAUGUAAGAAACCAUGUGCAGCAUUGCGUAUUCAAUGGGGAUUAAGAAGUUGUAUAGUAAUUCGCACAGGAGAAAAAUACUUUAAUGUUUCCUGUGGUGUUAUGCUUUCACCAAAAAUUUCCAUUUAAGAGGCAUGUGUUAACUUACACAAACAGUAACUUCAAAGGUACUUUUAACUUGCACGUAAAAAAAGGUAAUACAAUUAAAAUACUCUGUUUCUUUUGGUUAUUUUUGUAGGUUAAUGAAUAUUUAUACUGUUAGUUUGGUUAUAAUAAUAGGCUACAUAAUUUUUAAUAUUUUAUAUCUGGUGUCUAUAUAUGUUUAUUUUCUUACCUUAUGAAUAAAUUUUAGCUCUAUGUUGUAUUGCGUGUCUAAGUUAAUGAUCUCAUCUAAGUACCCUUAUAUUGUAUGAUAAAACACACUUUGUCUCUUGUUAUGAAUGUCUUAUACAAUUAUGGAAUAUGUUUCACUUUUGUGUUAAUAAAUAUAGAUUAUAUGUAUACUAUCAUAUUAUUAUUCUAUGUUUUAUUGUUAGUUGUGAUAAUUUUAAUAUAUUCCCAUCAAUGUCCAUUUGUUUGUUGUUAAGUCUUAAUAGAUACGUACUUAAAUGAGUAGUUUUAUAUUGGAGUCAAUAUAUUUCAUAGUUUAGUUUAUAACCUAGAUUUGCUUAAAAAUAUAUUUGUAUGGUAUAUUUUA
Messenger RNA from Homalodisca vitripennis (glassy-winged sharpshooter), 2869 nucleotides. RefSeq names its product gastrula zinc finger protein XlCGF8.2DB-like. The record is from RefSeq and is a predicted model, not a curated record. Gene Ontology annotation, biological process: regulation of transcription by RNA polymerase II. The transcript is spliced from 3 exons. NCBI's taxonomy places the organism in Eukaryota, Metazoa, Arthropoda, Insecta, Hemiptera, Cicadellidae. The coding region runs from base 1187 to 2131 and encodes 314 amino acids. Gene Ontology annotation, molecular function: RNA polymerase II cis-regulatory region sequence-specific DNA binding; DNA-binding transcription factor activity.